This is a messenger RNA of Exaiptasia diaphana, 477 nucleotides long. RefSeq lists its product as uncharacterized. The record is from RefSeq and is a predicted model, not a curated record. Lineage: Eukaryota; Metazoa; Cnidaria; Anthozoa; Actiniaria; Aiptasiidae. Bases 1 to 477 code for a protein of 158 amino acids. The transcript has a single exon.
AUGAGCAUCUUCAAUCCCUUGCCAAAUGAUUAUGUUCCAGAGCAAAACAUGUCACCACCAUCGGCUACAACUCCAUACGUGCUGUCUACUCUCUCUGUAUUUACUAAGCUCUGCUCCCUCAACCCAAGAAAAGCAACUGGCCCAGACGGUAUUCCAGCCUGGAUAAUGAAAGAGAAUGCAGAUAUAUUAAUAGAACCKAUAACAAACAUCAUCAACUGCUCCUUUAAUGAGGGAUGCCUUCCCUUAUCUUGGAAAACAGCAGAUAUUGUCYCCAUCCCAAAACAAAGACAAGUUACAGACAUCAUUAAAGACCUACGUCCUAUAUCACUUACUCCUAUUCUUUCCAAGAUUGCUGAGGAGUUCAUAGUUGAAGAUUUUGUACGACCAGCUAUGCUGCAGAAGAUUGGCGAGAACCAAUUCGGAUGCCUUCCCAAAUCUUCCACCACGCAUGCACUACUCAGCAUGGUUCACUCAUGA